This is a messenger RNA of Funneliformis caledonium, 837 nucleotides long. NCBI's taxonomy places the organism in Eukaryota, Fungi, Glomeromycota, Glomeromycetes, Glomerales, Glomeraceae. The record is from the annotation of a GenBank genome assembly.
AUGAUAUCAAAUUCACAACGUAAAAAGAAAAAAGGCAGUGAUGUUGUUGAAAUACCUGAUAAAUCUUCUACAUCACCUUUAUCACUUAGGGAUAUAUUUAACCAUGAACCUUCUCCAAUUCAAAAAAUAUCUCAUGAAGACUCAUCUAUGUCCAGCUCAACUGUCUACAAAAAAGUUGAAAAACAACCGGAAGCUUCACAUCGAUUACCUAAUAAAUCUCAACAGCAAUCUACAAAAAUUAGAAAAAAAUCUAUUUUAUCAGAAUUAUCAAAAGGCGGUUUUAACAUCCCUUCAACAUCUAUUUUGAGAUCAAAAGACUUUUCUAAUAGUUCUUCAUCUAAUAAAUCAAGGAUCACGGAUUUUCUAUCAUCAUCUCAGUUUACUGAAAUGAUGAGUGUUAAGCGAAAGAAAUCGGAUGAAUUAGGAUCCAAUGAAUUAUUAACAAAACGUGUUAAACUUAAUGUAAACAUCCAAUCCAUUCUUGAGAAAGUGCUUGACGAACAGCUAAAGCAACGCAUAGCAAUUGAUAAUUUACAAAAAAGUAAUGAAGAAUUAAGACAAGAGAUCUCUGAGAAUCACAAACUUCUACAAAACAUCUUCACGAUUUUGACAUCAAAAUCGACCAUAAUAACUGAAAAAGCACAGAGAGGAGGGCUAAAACAACGUUUGAAAAGAAAAGAUACAAAGUAUAUGUGGUGGGAUGUUAACUCCAAUGACGAAGCAUGUCAUCAACUGUUCCAAGUAAAUAAGAACCCAUCAGAUACAGAAGUUGAACAAGCUUUCAGGUCACAAAUUCAAGCGGAUCUUCCUCAGAAAAUACAAGAGCUUGUUAAUUAA